Molecule: messenger RNA, 1159 nt
Organism: Ylistrum balloti
Lineage: Eukaryota; Metazoa; Mollusca; Bivalvia; Pectinida; Pectinidae
Product: thimet oligopeptidase-like
Exons: 5
Coding region: 30-647 (205 amino acids)
Biological process (GO): proteolysis; peptide metabolic process
Cellular component (GO): mitochondrial intermembrane space
Molecular function (GO): metalloendopeptidase activity
Source: RefSeq, a predicted model, not a curated record
AGACUUACUUUCAUGAGUUUGGUCACGUCAUGCAUCAGAUCUGUGCCAAGGCAGACUUUGCAAUGUUCAGUGGUACCCACGUGGAACGUGACUUUGUUGAAGCUCCAUCUCAGAUGUUGGAGAACUGGUGUUGGGAGAAGGAGCCAUUGUCCCGGAUGUCCUCUCACUACAAAGAUAACAGUGCUCUUCCAGAGGAACUGCUCGGCAAACUCCUCCAAAGUCGCAUUGCUAACACAGGUGUUUUCAACCUUCGCCGAAUCUUGUUCGGCACCUUUGACCAGACUAUUCAUACACAGGCAGAGGCUGAUACAGCUACAUUUUUUGCCAGUCUUUCCAAGGAAAUUCUAGGUAUUGAGUCAAUAGCUGGAACUAAUAUUGCUGCCUCAUUUGGUCAUCUGGCAUGGGGAUACGAUGCUCAGUACUAUGGAUACUUGUGGAGCGAGGUUUUCUGCAUGGAUAUGUUCUACUCACGGUUCAGGAAGGAGGGUAUCAUGAGCCCCAAGGUUGGAGGUGACUACAAGAAAUAUAUUCUACGCCCUGGUGGCUCCAUUGAUGCUGCUGACAUGCUGCGGAACUUCCUUGGACGUGACCCCACACAGGAGGCCUUUCUUAUCAGUAAGGGUCUUCAGUCCACUUCAAAUCUCUAAGCUGUCCUCGCUGACAUAAAUAGAAAUCAGAAAAUCCUUAUUUUAGAAUAUUUACAGAUAUGUAUUUAUAAUAACGAUGCAGAAACCGAUUUUACAAGUGAAUGAGAUCAUUUAUCUAUUCCCAGUGUUAUUUAUUUAUAUUCAAGUACCAGGUGUGAUGUGACCAAAUCAGUUUUGUUUCCCAAGUAUUUGUGGAUAAAACAUUUUGAAAGUUUUCUGAAAUUAUAAAAUGCUAAAUGCAUAAUUUUGUCUUAUUGUUCUAUAACUAGUGAAAUCCAUACGGGUGCAUUAUGUAAAUUUCUAAAUGUUAGAAUCUUAACUUUUUUCUCUAAUGGUAUGAAAGAAUCAUGAAAGCAAUCCCUAUCAAAAGAUACAGUAAUUAUAUAUCUAAGUCAAUAAUCAUGAUAUACUGAAAUCAGGUAUAUACAUGUAAUAUACCAGAAACUCACAUAUAUAAAGCAAAAGGAAUAACAGAAUGAAACUUUAAGCACUAGAAACUGUUAUAUUAACAG